AUGUACCUGUGGAUGCUGGAAAAGAGCAGGGACAAGUGGAGCAAAAAAAUGGAUUUUCUCCUCUCGGUCGUGGGAUUCGCCGUCGAUCUGGGCAACGUCUGGCGGUUCCCUUACAUCUGCUACCAAAACGGAGGGGGAGCCUUUCUCAUUCCCUACACACUGAUGGCUGUUUUUGGAGGGGUGCCCCUCUUCUACAUGGAGCUGGCCCUGGGGCAGUUCCACAGGACAGGAGCCAUUCCCAUCUGGAAGCGCAUCUGCCCCAUCUUUAAAGGCAUUGGCUUUGCCAUCUGCAUCAUCGGCCUCUACGUCUCAUUCUACUACAACACCAUCAUUGCCUGGGCUCUCUAUUACUUCUACUCGUCCUUCUCCAGCACGUUGCCCUGGGCAAGCUGUGACAACCCCUGGAACACACCCCACUGCACCAACUACUUUGGGAGGAACAAUGUCACCUGGACCAACUUCUCCAGGUCCCCCACUGAAGAGUUUUAUACGAGGAAGGUCCUGGAGAUCCAGAAGUCCAGGGGUCUGUAUGAUGUGGGGGGGAUCCGCUGGCAGCUGCUCUUCUGCCUCUUCCUCAUCUUCACCAUAGUCUACUUCAGCCUGUGGAAAGGGGUGAAAACCUCUGGGAAGGUGGUUUGGGUGACAGCCACACUGCCCUACAUUGUCCUCCUCAUCCUGCUGGUCCGGGGGGCCACCCUGCCCGGUGCCUGGAGAGGGGUUGUCUUCUACCUGCGCCCAGACUGGAGCAAGCUCCUGAGCACCACGGUUUGGGUUGAUGCUGCUGCGCAGAUUUUCUUCUCCUUGGGCCCUGGCUUUGGUGUCCUCCUUGCCCUGGCCAGUUACAACCAUUUCCACAACAACUGCUACCGGGACGCGCUGGUCACCAGCACAGUGAACUGCCUCACCAGCUUCCUCUCGGGCUUUGUCAUCUUCACCGUGCUGGGCUACAUGGCUGAGAUGAGGGACGUGGAGGUGGAGGAUGUCGCUAGAGAUAAAGGGCCAAGCCUCCUUUUCAUCACCUACCCUGAAGCCAUUGCCAACAUGGUGGGAUCCACCUUCUUCGCCAUCAUCUUCUUCCUGAUGAUGAUAACGCUGGGGCUGGACAGCACGUUUGGGGGCUUGGAGGCCGUGAUCACGGCCGUGAUGGACGAGUACCCCCAGGUCCUGGCUGGGCGACGGGAGCUCUUCGUCCUCGGCCUCAUCACGGUCUGUUUCCUGGGCUCCCUGAGCACCCUCACCUAUGGGGGAGCUUACGUGGUGAAGCUGCUGGAGGAGUUUGGUGCUGGCUGCUCCAUCCUGGCUGUGGUGCUGCUGGAGACAAUUGCUGUCUCCUGGUUUUAUGGAAUCCAGCGGUUCUCCCACGAUGUGAAAGCCAUGCUGGGCUUCACCCCAGGGGUGUUCUGGAAGCUGUGCUGGGUGGCCAUCAGCCCUGCCUUGCUGGCGUUCAUAGUUAUCAGCUCCCUCCUGGACCAGCCACCUCUGAUGCUCUUUGACUACCAGUACCCUGAGUGGAGCAUCUCAGUGGGAUCCCUCAUCGGAGCAUCGUCCUUCAUCUGCAUCCCCUUCUACAUGGUGUACAGGCUCGUCUGGACGCCGGGGUCUCUCAAGCAGCGUCUCGCCCUCUGCAUUCGGCCGGAGAAAACCACACGAGACCCCCAGGCAGACACAGUGCCCAUGUCACCUGUCCUGUAG
Messenger RNA from Apus apus (common swift), 1692 nucleotides. Its product is annotated as sodium-dependent serotonin transporter-like. NCBI's taxonomy places the organism in Eukaryota, Metazoa, Chordata, Aves, Apodiformes, Apodidae. The transcript has 14 exons. Gene Ontology annotation, cellular component: neuron projection; membrane. The coding region runs from base 1 to 1692 and encodes 563 amino acids. Gene Ontology annotation, biological process: serotonin uptake; sodium ion transmembrane transport. Gene Ontology annotation, molecular function: serotonin binding; serotonin:sodium:chloride symporter activity. The record is from RefSeq and is a predicted model, not a curated record.